AAGAACAAACGUGAUUUCUAGAAACGCAUAAAUAUUUGUUUAAGUGAAAAUUAGUUAUAGCAGUACAAAAAAUUAAGUACAAUGCGCAAAAAUAGUAAAAAUUGGGUUGAGAAAGUCGCAGUAUUUGAAAUAAUUUAAAAUAUAAAAAGUUGGUUGUAAUAAAUAGCCUGGUCUAAGGUUAAAGAAAUAAGUUAAAGAAGGUGUGUUGAGUUUUUCGGAAAAAUCAAUAAUCGCUUUUAAUCAAUAUUUAACAGCUGAAAAGGCGUAUAGGUGUUUUGAAAAAAAUAAAUAAAAGCUAAUCGUCCAAAAUUCAAACACUUUUUUUUAUUUCGUGCAAAUUCAAAUGAUAAAAAUAUAUCUCCUCCAAUAGUAGAAAUAUUCUUCAUAAAGCAUAGGUGAAAAUCUGUAUCUCGUAUAUGCAUUCAAAUGUGUGAUUUUGUUGCUGCGGUGCUGUGGGGUGGUGAGGUCAGCGGUGCAUAAUCUUCCCUGCUCGCAGCUAGUCUCCCAGAUUCCAAUACACACAAUACUUAGCCAAGACAAAGGCAACAGAAAAGCAAAAGGCGGCGACAAAGACGAAAAAGGAAUAAAUGUGAAGAGCGAAAUUGCCCGAAAUCAAUUCUCGAAACCAUCUCAACGACUAUAAUCUUGUGCCUGCAUAUGUACGCGUAUCUAAUUGGUGGCAUGCAGCAUCGGGUCGUUGAAGAUUGGCAGCAAACAUAAAAGUCUCAUUAUUGUCUGGAAGAGUGUAAAGCGCCAAUAAAUAACUGAAGUUACCGCAGUGAAUUCGAAUGAAGUGGAAAUUGAUUUAGUCAACGAAAUUUCGUGGGAGUUGUCACAUAAAAUAAAAAAAAAACAGAAUUAUAAAUAACAGCAUGGCAACAUCAACAUCGGCGGCAUCGACAUCAGUGUCGGCGUCGGGAUCGGCAUCGGCAUCCUCAUCAACGCCAUCAACUUCCGGGAAUAUGGGUAUUGCAUCCCCAUCCACUUCGGUUAUUUGUGAAGAAAUUUUUGAUGAGACCGAACCAUCUCCUGAAGAAAUCCAUGAUUAUGCUUUAAUGGUUGGCAUUGAUCCAGUUAAAGAGCCUCAUUUGCUUUAUUUGGCGAAAGAGGGAUUAAUGCAAGCGCUGCCAACAGAUUGGAAAAUAUGCUAUUCCGAGGAGAAAUGUGGUCACUAUUAUUACAAUACCAAAACGAAACAGUCACAAUGGGACCAUCCGCUUGACGCGGUCUAUCGUGAAUUAGUUGAACAGGCGCGUCAAAAGCAUGCAACAAUAGUAGCCACACCUGUCAUAGAUAACUCCGACGAUGCGUCGCAACUGGACUCUGGUAUACGUAGCUUACAAGGCAAUGAUGAAUGCGACAACACCAACAACACAAAUGAAAUGUCUUCACCUGUGAGCAACGUAAAUGCAAACUGUACUGCAAGACCGGCCGCUGUUGGCCCGUUUGGUGGUAAUGGUGCCGCUACUCCCAGCAUUGUUGGUAUAGGACUGUCGAGUAAUUCAGGUUCGGUGUCUAAUAGCACAAGUACCAGCGGAUUUAGUGGGGGUGUGAGUCGAUUUCUGGAAUCGAGAAGCAAAAAUUUUGGACUGACUUUUCAGCCAGUAAAAGGUUCACGUUUUGAGGUAUCUAAAACAAAUCCACAAAUCUCGUUGGCUAUGAAGUUUGGCGGCGAGAGCUUUUCCUCGAAGCUAGCGGCGGCAAACAAAACCGAAACAGCUUUAGGAGCAGCGUCUGGUGGCGUAGAUAAGCGUGCUUUUGUUCUAUCAGGUACUGGUGCCAUGUUCCUAAAGUCACGAAAGCAAAUGGAAGCGGGCUUGAAUCAGGCCACUGCAGCCAUGCUUAUAAACAGCAACUCGAGUAACAACAUCAUUGUUGAAGGUGUGGCCGGUACACCACCGGGUGUGAAGGGCAUAUUGCGUGACUCAAGCUUAACAGAUAUGCGUCGAAGAUUUGAGAAGGAGGAUCCAGAAAAUGGCGGCGCGGAGGAUAAAAAAAGUGUGCGUUUCAAUUUAGAAGAGACUAAAACACGCGGUUCCCCAGAAGAGGAGCCGAGCAGUUCACGAAAGCUUACACAAAGCCCAGAAGCGUCAGUUUACUCAGACGACGACGAAGCGGAAGAAGAUCCUUGGGAUGAAGAUGAUGACGAUGAUGAUGAUGAAGUUGAUGCUUGUGCAGGAUAUGGCGCACUGGGCGGGGAAGGUGGAAUACUUCGUAGUCGCAAUCCAUUCUUGAUGAACGAUGAAAAAAACAUCAAGGACAUACAAGUCAUAUCGGUACCAAAGGCACAAACUAUACAAAUGCUUAAAGCCCAAAGCCUUUCAAUGGAUCUACCAGAAUGCGAUCGUACAAAACUAUCGGAGUUGGUGCGUCCACAAAGCACUGAAUCUGGUAGUCUGCCACAGCCGGCAUCUGUAGUGAGCUACCUGGAAAAACUAAAGGAUAAUUCUACAACUAUUAAGCCCUUGUACGAAGAUACAGAUUCCGAGUCGAAGGGCAGUUCAGUGAGGAGCUUUAUAAUAAAUAAAUCCGAACAAGAUUCGGUGAAUUCGAUAGUACCGGCGAGCAAUCCAUUUGAGGCGGAAGAGAGUGCACCAAAGACUAGUAGAGAAAGCGAACACGUUGAGGUUAAAACUAUGCCAGAAAAGACAGCUUUGCGUACGUUUAAAGUGGCUUCGAAGCUUGUUGGAUUCCUGAAAAAAGAUACUAAUAAGACUGAAGGGGAAAACGACAAGGAAAACGAAAUUUUGAGACAAAUGGCGGAGAGGGAAACAGAGGUAUUGCUAAAGGAGGAACGUGAGCUUUUGGAAGAGCAACUUCAGAGUCAAAUAGAUGCAAUCAAGGCUGAUCACGAACAAAAACUGAAGAGCAUUCGUCAAGAGUAUGAUUCGCGAUUGGCAGCACAUCGCCAAGAAUCGGAGCACACAUUUCAGACGAGAUUGAGUGAAUAUCGCGUGCAUUUGGAGGAAGAGUUGAAUAUGAAACGGAAAGCUGUGGUUGACGAGCACAAAGCUCAUAUGGCUACGUUACAAAAGAAUCACACCGAAAUAUUGCAAGACCUAGAACGAGACCUGAAAAGUGAAGAAGAAAUAAUUAAAAAGGAGCAUGUACGUAAACAAUCGGAAAUGCGUGAUAAACUAGCACAUGAACUAGAACUGGAACGGCAGCGCAUGCGUGAAACAGGCGAAGAUAGACUGUACGAGAAGAUGCGUUGUGAGAAGCGUUUACUGGAAGAUAAGUACCGCUGUUUGAAGGAGAAGUAUGUCCGCUUAAAAACGGAUGUCAAGUUAUCGUUAGAGCGACGAAAUCGGCGCCGUGAGGCACAGGCACUGCAUCAACAAAGCCUACACACGAACACCACUACAACGGGCUCGGAGACUGAGAGAUCCAUAUCGAACAAACCGUCGAUUGGAAACAGCGAGAAUCGUUCGCUUUCACUGUCGACCUCUUGUCAGGAGCCAGGUGGUGCUAGUGUUGGCACAGUUCCCCACUUACUGCUAGCUGGUAAGGGCGCGAAGCCGCCGGUGCCACCGAAAACACAUCUCACGCCUGUGUCAAACAGCAAGGAGCAUGGUCAGGCCGCACGGGAACGCUCAAAUGAGCGCACUCAAAUGACGGGUAUCCGCAAGCCAGGUAUCGCAUCGAAGUAUAUUAAACACUUGCAGGUGCAAGACGACACGACCACCUCGAUCAGUCAGUCAGACACAACUAUAUCCAAUAACUAUUGCAAGGGACGCUACCUUCCCGCGCCAGUUUUAAGCGACAAUGGCAACUCUGACUCAGAGGCUGCCUUCCAGUGUAAUCAAGAGAACAACAACAAUGCGCGUGGUAAUGGACAACGUAAGAAGGUAUUCUCUCGCAUGAAGUCCGCAUCCACGUCACGCCUCAACUCAGACAAUUACAAGAACGAUCGACCAUGCACGCCUGUAGAGAAUUUGCGGCACCAGCUACAGAAACUGGAAGAUUUGGAAGAUCAGUUCCCUGAAAACACACUCGACACCACAUACCAUUUGCGUUAUCCAUUUUCAGAUAUAUCAAACGAUCGCGCUGGUGCAGGAAACAGUUCGGAGCUUGAGUUCUUUAAACAUCGCAUUCACUUGGAGCGUGAUAGUGUGCGACGUGCCAAAGAAUCUUUACGCACACAACGCACUAAUUUCCGCGCACGCCAACGUGAGAUCAAACAGCGUCACAAGGCCUCUACCACGCGUCAUUCACUGGAUCAGCUCAUACAAGAGGAGAAGGAAUUGACUGAAAUGGAAGUCAACUUGCACCGCACACGCGCCUUAUUGGGCGAGAAAGUUAUACGCUUGCGGCACUUGGAACAGAGUCUUUUGCGGAUUUACGAGAAGGAAAAACCAACUAUGGAUUUACUCGGCAUGGAGCAGAAAGACGAUGCGACGCUGAGUGAUCUCUCAUCGCAUUCAAGCUCAGGCUUUAGCAGUACUGAUUUCGCUAGUGGCGGGGACACGACUAAUUUACACAAGCGCAAGGAGACCUACCAUCAGGAAUCAACUGAAUGCAUACAAAAUCUUGAAAUUCUCAAUGCAGAGAUACGGGAAAUUCUUGACAUACUAGGAAAAAGUCAGCAACACGGAGGCAUUCCCAUGAUAUCACCCUCUGAACUAAAUUGGUCACACAUGCUUUCGGCUGGCGUAAGCACACCUACAACUCCGCAUGCUAACACGCCAAGCGCUACACUAAUGCAUGUGCCUCAAUCCAUACCAACAUUGGCCGACCGCUUGGAAACGUAUCGCCAGCUGGCCACCGGACGCAUGCAGAAUUCCAUGGGCGGUGCUAUACUCGCUGCAAACACCAUUGUAUCGCAGAGUCCACGCGCUGUAAACUACACCACCAGCCUGGUGGAGCGCACCAGAGAUCUACGUAACUGGCUACGGCAGGCUAAGACCGAGCACGAGUUGUUAACCGGCGCCGCUGGACCCAUGCAGCAUGGCAGUUUGGGAAUAUCAGCUAAUGGAAUUGGUGUGAACACGGUGAGCUUGCUAAAUACUAGGGAGUGUGGCGGAGUCAGUAGUGGUGUUGGUGUCGGUGCCAUCGCCGGCGCUGGUACAGCAACCACAACUGGUGGAGGCGGCGGCACGGGCACGCAGACAAACCUAUAAUUAGGAUAUAAUGUUUUCUGCUGCUGGCGCAGUCAGGAACCCAGAUCUUAAGUCAUGCUUAGGUAAAUAAAUAGUAACAGGAGUUAAAUGUACUGAAGCAUGCUUGUAGACUUACAACGUUAUGAGUCAAAUAUUAGUAAGAUCACCAAGCAAAGUUCUAAAAUUAACCUCUCAGAACUUAAAAUAGAGAGCCUACGGACAUUCGUCAUAGUGGACUAAUCAGCUACAUUAAAUAACUUUGCUUAUGGUCUUAAUAAUUUUACGCAUGACUCUAGUUGCAUACCUACAUAUGUACACACAUAUGUAAGUACAUACAUAUGUAAAAAAACACAUGGAUGUACUUAGAAAGCCUAGUCAAGAAUUACAACAAACUGUAAGCGCUAAUAGCAUUUUGUAGUAGAUGUGUGUAGGUUAAUUACAGUACUUACUUGCAAACGUACAAGUAUACAUAAUGUUUUAUUGGAUCUCAAAUUAAAACCAAAGAUAAUCGUUGUUGAAACUAAAAGAUUGAAUAUAAUAGUUGUAUUUGUAAUAUUGCUUUUGAAAGAGGAAUAAAUAAAAAAAAACUGUAUUUUGGUGCCAAAAUAGUCGAGGCUGCGGAUAUUGAGAGUAUUUACAGAGGAAAUUUGGAAAUGAUUACAGUCAAAGUUAGUAUUAUUUGAUAGGGCUUGCAUGCAACACUUGAAAAAAAUAUUAGCAAAAUUCAAAAUGAAAACUUAGUUAAGCAGCAGGCAUUUGAAAAUUAUGGGAAAGCUGUUUUGACGCCAUUGGCUAAAUAGUUAAAGGUACCUACAUUCAUAUUGACAAUGUGUGUGAAGACUAAGCUCAUAUUUUAGGUUAUCAAACCUGGAAAAUUAGGUAGUGAAAUUCGACGUGUAAAAAGUAGUCAAUGAUAUAUUGUAAACUACUUAUAUCAUCUCCACUGCUCCACAUAAAGAAGAAUCGGGUUUUCAUCCCCAAGAAAAUUUAAAAAAACUUGACAAAUUUUGAAGGUUAGGCUAGGUGGCAGCCCCGCGCAUGGCUCAUUUAGACAUUUCUUAUGUGGUCCGUUGUGUAACGACUUAAAACAAUUUUCCUGGAGCUAUAAACGCAGGUUGUUUACAUGAAGCUUAGCUUGAAAAGCGCUGGGUGCUUAAAACGAAGCUCCGCUGGCAGCUAAUGUUCAGCACGGGACUGUUGAAGAAAUACGACCCGGAAUGCUUUAAUCUUAGCACUAAUAUGAGAAGCAAAUGCUGAGAUGAUACCACCUCUUCAUUUUCCAAACAGAUACGUCAGCAGGAGUCCGAUACGAUAUUAAAUCGUAUAACUUGGGUUCCUAGUGGAGAGCUGCCGUUUGGUCAGCUGAAUUGGUCCUUUGAUUUACUGUGGUCGACUACCGGCCAUCAGAACUUCGCAACUUUGCAUGUCGCGUUAUAGGAAAAUGCUUGGCGAGUAAACUGAAAACCUAUCUGUUCAAAAGCAGUCCGCAUAUUGACAAAGCAACUCCCACGCCCUCCCUGGCAAAAAAGAACACCUCAGCAGUGUUGCCAUAUUAGGCGUUUUCCGGCUAUAUUUAGCCGGUUGCGAAAGCAAACAGCCGGAGAAAUCUCGAUUUAGCCGGCA
This is a messenger RNA of Rhagoletis zephyria (snowberry fruit fly), 6722 nucleotides long. RefSeq names its product centrosomal protein 164 (gene Cep164). NCBI's taxonomy places the organism in Eukaryota, Metazoa, Arthropoda, Insecta, Diptera, Tephritidae. Gene Ontology annotation, molecular function: protein binding. The record is from RefSeq and is a predicted model, not a curated record.